Messenger RNA from Pocillopora meandrina, 3338 nucleotides. NCBI's taxonomy places the organism in Eukaryota, Metazoa, Cnidaria, Anthozoa, Scleractinia, Pocilloporidae. The record is from the annotation of a GenBank genome assembly.
AUGGGUGUCUACCUCCUAACGAUAGGUGUGGUGGAUGCCAUUUGGGCAGGGGAGUAUUAUUUGCAUGACUAUUACUGGCGUUCAAGUUUGACAUGUCAGGUAACAGGUGCCAUUGCCGUGUUGUCAAGUGAGGUGUCUGUAAUGACGAUUUGUUUGCUCUCCGCCGACCGGAUGAAGAAUGUUCUGUUCCCCUAUCGGGGAAAGUCCCUUACACUUAAGGUUACGCACCUUUUGUGCUUCCUUAUCUGGAUUGUUGGUGGCAUAAUUGCAUUUAUUCCCACGGUGGGCUUCGACUACUUCGGUAGUCGCCAGAAAGGUCAUCACUUCUAUGGCAGAUCAGUUGUAUGUCUGCCAUUGCAGCUUUCCACAGAUAAGCCGUCGGGCUGGGAGUACUCUGUUGCCAUGUUUGUGGGUUUAAACUUUACCCUUGUGCUCUUUGUCGUUGUGGCAUAUGCGAUGAUAAUCUAUAAGUCCUGCGCAUCAAACAGGCGCAUGGCUAAACAAGGGACCGAAAGAGAGAGGAGAAUGAAAGCCAAGGCAAGGGCAGCCGAUCUUAGGAGGGAGGCCUCGCUCGCCAAAAGAGUGUUCUUCAUUGUUCUUACCGACUGUGUCUGCUGGCUGCCUAUUGUGGCGAUUGGAAUGAGGUCUCUCUUGGAAAAAUCCUUCCGUACACCUGGUGACCUCGCAGUUUGGAUCGCAGUCUUUGUUCUGCCGGUUAACUCUGCCAUCAAUCCCAUUCUUUACACCUUGUCUACCCCACAGGUACAUGUGCUCAUAACUUGAACGGUUGGAAAAGUAUAUAUUCAGCCAAUAAGUUAAAUUUUGUAUUUAUAUCAUGUCUCUCAGAUCACAGAUCACAUCUAAAUUCGACAAGAAUAAAUAAGUGAAACACGAACCGCCAAGAAGUGUCUCACUGUGUAUAAUUUUACCGGAUUUUUAUAUCAGCUGGUAAACUUGAUUUCCGCCAUUUCUGAGAUCCCUUUGCCUCAGAACUCUCUUCUGUAUGUAAAACGUGCACGUUUUCAUUGUAUCGCACUCGGUUUGAGAGUGGCUGGAAAGCUGCGCAAACGUAGUUUGCAUUCCUGGGGAAAUCAAAGACUCGAAGGGUUUAAAAACUGGUGAGGAAGUACUAUUUACUGAUUAUAACCUCGUGUUUUGUUUCGAUGUAUUAAGGUCCGAGGAGUCAUCAGAGCCAAAUUCCAACCAUUGUGGGAUUAUCUGGUGGCAAAACUCGGCCGAAAUCAAGAUGUUGAAGGUAAUUUUUGACACUUUAAAUAAUCUUUCAUCAUUCUGGGGAGUAUUUUUCUCGUUCUUUAAUUUUUUGGUUUCAUGCCAUAAAGUUACGUUUUAAACAGGUUUAAGAGCAGAUAUACCGUGGGUUAAUCAAUCAGAUCGGCUCGUAAGCCAAGAGAUACUUUUUGGUUACCCAUAUGAAUAAGAAACAAACAGAUCUAUGUAUUUAGUGGCGCGUGAGCUUGAAUCUUUCAUUUAAACACAUAGGUUGACUCAACCUCAAAUGAUAAAAAAAGACGUUGCCUCAUGAAUGAAUAAUUUGUUAUUGCUGAUGUUUUGUCCGCUUGCUUGUAUUUUUUCGUCAGUUCAAGAUCAGGGAAUAGAGAUGAGAGUCAUCGAAGAAGGUACGCACCAUUCACUUCUCCACAGACUAAAACAAAUUUCAGAACGCAAUACCUAGCAUUCAAAAACCAAGAGCAAAACAGAAAAGCCAAAGAAAAGCAUUGUUGUAACUUUGAAGCAAUUCGGUUCGACCUUUUUGCCAUUAUAAGAAACGCGUAAAAAGUAAUUUAGCCUCCAGUUUGAAGUUUACAGACAACCACAUUUUGAGUCAAUUUAAUUACUGUAAUUUUUCUUUAUGUAAUAUGCUUAAUCCUACUUUGACUGAUUCUCAAUUAUUAUUUAGUGGAGGGAAGACUUAUAGAUUUUUUCACCACUAACAAUAUUUCGCUUUUUGUCAUAAAACACUCACAUAAAAAAUCGAAAUGGGCUAAGAACAUCGGAGACUUAAUCGGCUGAGUCCAGUGCACCACAUUUUUGAUGUUACCACAUUUUGUCGUCAUAUGUUAUCUAUGAAUGAACAGACGCACGGCAACAUAGGCUACUUGUUUGGUCGACCGUGAAAAGUUUGCAAAUAAUGGUUUUAAUAAGGUAUCAAAGCCACAAAGAGAUAUUCGGAAAGAGUAAAAGCGGAGCGUAAAUGAUUGAGGACGGAGAAGUUACACGAUGCGGUUACCAAAUGCAAAAAGCACGGUAUAGUUCGUUUUACAAAUUUGGCGAUUUGGCCAACUACAACCACCAGAGGAAACACUUUUUAACCUUAUUCCCUUUUUGUGUUUAUUUUAUUGAACACAGUACAAAACCAAGGGGAAGUGGGGAGCACUGACGAUAGUGAGGAUGAAUCGCAAGAAGAACAAGGAGAUGGUGAGCACCAUGCAAGAUCAGGCGAAGACAAUGAACAACCUUUUGAAUCCCAGCAGGUUGAACAUGAACAAGACGAAGAACCAAAACAAGGAAAAGAAGAAGCCACUGAAAAGCAGCAAGUUGAACACGAACAAGACGAAAAACCAAAACAAGGAAAAGAAGAAGCCACUGAAGAGCAGCAAGUUGAACGUAAACAAGACGAAGAACGAAAACAAGGCCCAGAAGAAACGACUGAACAGCAGGAAGUUGAACGUGAACAAGACGAAGAACCAGAACAAGGCCAAGAAGAACCCACUGAACAGCAGCAGGUUGAAUCUAAAGGAAACGAAACACCAAAAGAUGACCAUGAAGAACCAACUACAGAGCAGGAAGUUGAACAAGAUCAUCAAGCAGAUUCAAAGGGAAACAAAGAAGUCAGCGAGACGCAACGAGAAAAACAGGAGCUAAAUGAAGCCGAUGAAAAACCUGAGCGAAAGCUGAAAGGAGACGACCAGGAAUCCAAACAACAGGGCACUCAACAACAAGAAGAAAAAGAACCGAACGUCGACCAUGCAGAGCCUGAUGAGCUAAAGGAUGCAAGUAAAGAGAAGAACAAGUCGAAAAGAAAUGAAAACGAAAGUGAACAGCAACAAGAGGAAAAUGAACAAGAUGAGCAGGAGAAAGAAGAACACCCUGAAGAAACCGAAAAGCAGCAAAUUAAUUGUGAUCAAGAAGAACGAGAACAAGACCAUAAGGAUCCUAAACUCGAGAAAAUUGGACAAGAAAAGCCAAAAGGAGACGAUGAAGAUUCUAAGAAAGAGCAACUGGAUUAUGAACAACCAAAAGAAGACCAUAAAGAACCUAUGAAAGACCAACUGCAGCAAGAAAAACGAAAAGGAGAGAAUCAGGAACCUAAACAAGAG